This is a messenger RNA of Ictalurus furcatus (blue catfish), 2728 nucleotides long. It is a transcript of the gene gckr, whose product is annotated as glucokinase (hexokinase 4) regulator. Bases 938 to 2716 code for a protein of 592 amino acids. The transcript is spliced from 19 exons. The record is from RefSeq and is a predicted model, not a curated record. Gene Ontology annotation, biological process: glucose homeostasis; negative regulation of glucokinase activity; carbohydrate derivative metabolic process. Gene Ontology annotation, cellular component: cytosol; nucleoplasm; mitochondrion. Lineage: Eukaryota; Metazoa; Chordata; Actinopteri; Siluriformes; Ictaluridae. Gene Ontology annotation, molecular function: carbohydrate binding; enzyme binding; enzyme inhibitor activity.
UAUACCGUUAAGGAACGGUAAUAGUUUUAAUGGUUAGCUGAUGGUUUGUAAUGGUAUUUGUAGUGGAAACCAUUAGAAUUUCUGUGAUGGUUUCUGUGGACAGAGCCUAUUUGAAAGAUUCUAUUUCUAUUAUUAUUACCAUUCAACCUAAUAGUUGUAACCUAAAUUAUGACUGAAAAAUAGGUUGCUUGUCAAGUUUGGUGCUAAAUGGAACUUAAUGGAAUGAUGCUUUUCCUUAUUUGUUUAAUUAUUUACAUUUCCCCUUUGGACAAUGCUCAUAAGUGAGCACUGUGCUGAUAUUGAAUGCUCAAUUGUCGAUGCAAAUAUUGCUUCUAGACCAAAUCCAUAAUAAUUUUUAUAACUAGGGAGCAAAGGUAGCAGUUUGUUGCCAUAAACCGCAAUACAAGGUUGCACAAGUCCUGGAUUAUUGAUUAAACAAAGCAGCAAAUUAACAGUGGAUUGCUUUGUUGCCUAUGAGUAAAAUGAUAACUGGCUACUGCAGGAAGCUGCUAGCAGGCCAGUGUUUUUUUUUUUUGCCCGACAGCAGCCCAGUAGACAUAUUGUUUUACACACAGGUCAAAUGUACAGAAUUGAAGUGUAUGGUAUUUGAGCUUGAUAUUAAUGUGCCUAUAAUGAUCAUGGUCUAACCAUUUAAAUGUUUGUUUUACUUAAAUGUCUGAGUUAGUUGUUACCUGUUUUGAGCAGCAGGCUACAGCCUGUUCUGCAAAGGAACACUUUUACACCCAAUAUCAAAGUCCAUUUACAUGAGCCCUCGUUUUACCUUCUGCCUAGUGUGAGUUACACUGCAUGAUUCCUGAGUAAACUGUACUGCUGUGAGUGCAUACCACUAGCAUGCAUGAAAUACAUUCAGAAGGAGCUACUGUAGAUUAGGAGAUAAAAGACAAAAGGACCUAAGUUUGAUUAAACAAUAAAGGAUAUGCAACACUGGCAGCAACCCAGUUAUGAGCCCUACCUACCAGUCACAGAGAAAUCUAAUCCAAUCACCAGAGACAUUGAUAGAGCAAACCCUGAAGAAAUAGUACAAAUGCUGCAAAAGUGUGAUGCAGAAAUAUUUGAAAGAAUAUCACAUGGAAAUCCCAUGUAUCAGACACUGUGCAGCUCAUCUGUGGUGCAGACAAUAGUUGAUGUGUCCAAGAGGGUUGAAGUGAUUCUUAAGGAUCCAGAAGACAGUCUGAUUGUCCUGAGUGGCUGUGGGACUUCAGGCCGUGUUGCAUUUCUCUUGGCGACAUCCCUUAAUAGGUGGCUUGCUUCUCAUCAUCAAAAGCAGAUCUAUUCAUAUAUCAUUGCUGGAGGUGACAAAGCCCUGCUAACAUCACAGGAAUCUCCAGAGGACGAUCCGUUUCUGGGAGCUCUCACACUGGACAAGGCUUGUGUAGGAAAGAAGCACGUCCUCUUCAUUGGAAUAUCCUGUGGCUUGUCUGCACCAUUUAUUGCUGGCCAACUUGACUUUUGUCUGAGGAAUCUGAAGAUCUUUACUCCAGUGCUGAUUGGAUUUAACCCUGUGGACAUGGCACGGACUGAACCAAUUCAGAACUGUUCAUUUCACUUCAAGGAGAUUGCAGAGAGAAUGAAUGAAUUGCAGAAACAGAAAAAGGCCUACGUGCUCAAUCCAGCAGUAGGGCCAGAGGCAAUCAGUGGAUCUUCAAGAAUGAAAGGAGGAAGCACCACAAAAGUAAUUCUGGAAACUAUCCUUUUGGCAGGCCAUGAAGCUGCAUGUAAUAAUAAAGCAGUAACCUUCAAUGGUAUACUGCACUCACUCAAUAAGUUUGAGAAAGUUCAUCAGAUCACUUACUCACACACGAAAGAACUGGCAGCACUGGUUGAAAAAGCAGCAGUAAGUCUCCGAAGGAAAGGACAUGUGUAUUACCUUGGAUGGCAGACUCUUGGCAUUAUCGGGAUUAUUGAUGCUAGUGAAUGCAUUCCAACAUUUGGAGCAGGCUUUGAAGAUAUCAGAGGCUUUGUUAGCAAUGGCUUCAGUGAGAUGAACAACAAAGAGGGAGAUCUGUCAUCUCUAGGACCACAUUUCAUUAUUGACCACAAGGAUUUUGUCCACACCAUUUUACCCAAUCUGAGUGACAAUGACACAGUGAUAUUUCUCUAUAGCGAGAAUGAUGACCUGAAUGAGGUGUCAGCACUGGCCAAGAGUGUGAGACAACACACUUCAAACCUUCAUGCAAUUGCCCAUGAGCUUACGGGACUCAGUGAUCCUGAAAGAAUGAGAAGUCAGUUUAUGGCAGUCCUCACUAUUAAGUGGCCCUCAUCAUUGCAUAAGUACAACCCUGUCCUAAUGAAACAGCACUGCGAGCUUUCCACUAAAUGGUGCCUCAAUGCGAUCAGCACAGGGGCUCAUGUCCUUACUGGCAAAGUGUACAUGAAUUACAUGAUAGACCUCAGAGUAACCAACAGCAAACUCUACAGAAGAGCCAUUCAUAUAUUAAAGAGGUUCACGGGCAGCACCCAGGCACAGUGUGAGACAGCUCUGCUAAGAGUUAUCUAUGGCGUAGAAGAGCUGAGUGACGGGAUGAGCUCGACUAAUGUCACACAACACACACUGGUGGCUAAUGAAAGGGGCAGUGUUGUUCCCAUUGCAUUGGUGAUGUUACAGUCUAGAGGCACCAUCGCUGAGGCCAAGUCCUACCUAGAUGCUUAUUCUGUGAUCCGGGAUGCAGUGGCUGCCUGCCAGAGUUGGCUUUAAUAUAGGAGCACU